This is a messenger RNA of Terrapene triunguis (Three-toed box turtle), 1028 nucleotides long. Its product is annotated as cytoglobin-1-like. The transcript has 5 exons. Bases 1 to 669 code for a protein of 222 amino acids. Lineage: Eukaryota; Metazoa; Chordata; Testudines; Emydidae. The record is from RefSeq and is a predicted model, not a curated record. Gene Ontology annotation, molecular function: oxygen binding; heme binding.
AUGGGGUGCGCUCUGUCGGGUUCUGGGAUCGCCCCGGGGAAGACCAUCUCGGAGUCCAAGCGGAGCCCGUCGUCGGAAAACCUAGCGGCGCCGAAAGCGGGACCGGGGCACGGAGGCGACGGGCUGGGGGCAGGUCCCUUUCCGCUGGCGGACGCGCAGAAGGAGCGGAUCCAGGAGUCCUGGCGGAUCCUGCACGACAAUAUCGCUCGGGUCGGCAUCAUUGUCUUUAUCAGGUUAUUCGAGACCCACCCUGAGUGCAAAGACGUCUUCUUCCUCUUCCGGGACAUCGAGGACCUGGAGCAGCUCAAGAUGAACAAGGAGCUGCGAGCCCAUGGCCUGAGGGUGAUGUCCUUCAUUGAGAAAAGCGUGGCCCGGCUGGACCAAGAGGACAAGCUGGAACAGCUGGCCUUCGAGCUCGGCAGAAGUCACUUCAGAUACAAUGCCCCUCCCAAGUACUAUGAGUACGUGGGCAUCCAGUUCAUCAGCACGGUGCAGCCCAUCCUCAAGGAGCGCUGGACGCCGGAAGUGGAGGAGGCCUGGCAGAGUCUGUUCAAGUACCUGACGGACACGAUGAAACGGGGGUACUACGAGGAAGAGGAGAAAUUGGGCAGCAUCAAAUCCCUUGCCUUGAGGAAACCCGGGACUGGAUCCAUCCUGAACAGCAUAUAGGUCCAAGAGCGGGCGGCGUAGCGCUUGGCUUGGCUUGCUGUGAUAUUCCCAUAGGACCUCUCCUUCCCCCUGUGCACAAGGAACUGCCCUCGCUUGUUACUUUCACAGGCUGUGAUUCCAGCUGAAUCCAGCUGUGAUUCCAGUGCAGAGGCUGGAUUUUUGCUGCUGGUCGGAGGCCCCAUCUGUGUAGCCGGGGUCCCCCCCAGGGGUCACCGCAGCAGGUAGAGGCAGUAAACUAUCUCUGAACCCUUUCUACUUUGGGUAUAGGCAGUUCUGGGUGAGCUUCCUGGAAGGGAAAAGGGGCCGAGAACAGGAGUCGGCUUUAGAGACCGGCGUGAGGGCCUUGAUUUCUAUAUAUG